CAACAACACAGCAACCACCUGGGCACUUGGGGACCCAUUUCCCGCCGCCAGCAGCUGCCCAGCUCCGGAUCUUAUCAUUGCUUUGCUCCUCCUCAACAUCUCUCAUCCCAUCAUCCUCCACCACCCGCCGCCCAUCACGACCCUUUCGCACUGGGUCAGUGAAUCCCGACAAGACUCUGGUCGCAGCUAGCUUGUUUCCUCCCUUCUGCCUCCCGCCAGUUUCAAGCAGUAAUUCGAAGCGUUCACUCGCCUUUGACUCUUGCAAAGCCCCCCCCUCUCGUCUGUGCCGCACCCACCGCACUCCCACGCCUCGGUGCCUCGCAUCACGUCCGUCGUCCCUGAGACCAGUCUGCCGGAUUUAGUUCCAAACCCGCAGUCGGCGCCUCAACAGCCACUGCCACCGCAAUUGCAGCUGCAGCUGUACCACUCAGCCCUCCUGCCACGGUCGUUGCCCGGCUUCCCGAGUCUUUUUGUCGGCUGCCUUUCUGUCCCGGGUGCCCUCUUGUCCUGCUAGAGCUCGUUCCAUUUUCGACAGCUGCUGCUACGGCCACCCUCCCCUGCAUUGCCGCAGCGCGGUUCCAGGCAAAACCCAUCCACCUAUUCGUCCUAGCCUGGCCUCGCGGGUCUGACAAUCAAACAUCUCCCGGCAUCCAUCACCUCGACGCCCGAUACCGCAUGUCGACCCUCGACACGAUCUGAAAGCGCUGCAAGUACAGCUCGCGCUGCAGUCAAUCACCCGCCAUCCUGUCCCCACGACCGCCGAUCCCCACGCACAAGAUGGCUGCCAAUCCCAAGCGCAACAGCAGGAGGGCCCUUGGUCACCGCCGCCGUGUCGACGAUGAUGGAGACGACGAGGGUGGGCCCGAGACUCUCGACGCUCUCGACGAUGAUUCCUUGACCGAGGGAUCCGUCGUCAGUGAUGAGAACAACCACGCGGAUGAUAGCGACACCAGCAAUCUUGACGAGGCAUCGCCUAUAUCCCCGGUUGUCAAGAAGAGCUCUGGCCGCGGUUCCACGAAAGCCGGUGAUCGCCGCACUGCCCCCGCCGCACCUGGAGCAGCCGACGCUGGUGGCCAAGUCGCCGGAGCCGUUGCCGAGACCGAAUCACGCCUCCACGAGUUAAGCAUCUCGGACUCGCCCAAGACCGCACACGCCGACGAAACCGCCGUCUCAACCUCCAGGCCCGGUGGGCCAGUGGUCGUAAGCUCGACAUCGGUGCCGUCUCAGGAGCCCCCCUUCGAACGCCGCCGGCGUGAACAUGAAGAGUAUCGCAAGAAGAGAGACGAGGACCCGGCGUUCGUGCCGAAUCGUGGUGCAUUCUUCAUGCACGACCACCGUCAUGCCGGCCCUGCUGCUAAUGGUUUCCGGCCCUUUGGCAGAGGAGCAUUGGCCAGAGGUCGAGGAAGGGGUCGCGGUUUCGGCGGCCCCUUCGCACCGGUACAAUCGUUCCAGUCGCCAUUUGACCCCACAACGAGCGCUCCCUGGUCCCACGACAUGCAUGAGACUGUUGCUGAGCCCAUGCCUCCCCGACAACCAAGGCAGCCAGCUCAGCCUGCCGAGGGCCUUCCCAACGGUGACGGACACAUCCCCACUUGUCCUCCCAGCAAUACUCCGAUCAACAGAACACUAUCCACCGAGAAGACGCUGGGCAACGUGGAAAUUCGUGUCUUCUUCCCGGGCCUUAAGGAACCUAAAUCGUUCUCCGGCAUCGCCAUCAAGCGAUACACGAAAUUACCUGACCACAGGCCUCCGCUGCGGCGUGACAAGCCGGUUCGGAUCUCGCUACCGGAUAACCCGCCACGCUAUAUAUUCCCUGCUGUUGACAGGUCCUUUAUUUUUAUUCCUCGUGCUCUACGACCAAACCAGCAGCGGGUGCGUGGCAAGCCACGUCCGGGCCUGGGCUCAGUUGGCGGCUACUCGCGCCGCACGAGUGUCUACGGAGGAAGCUACUAUGGCGGAAGUGUUUACACGCCGAGUGUUGAUAUGAGUCGGCGUUCCAGUAUUGCUCCAGCAGACUUCAUCUCACCGACCGGAUCCGCCAUGUCGCGUCCAAUCGUCCGGCUACCCCCUAUGGCUCGUGCAGACAUGCCAGUGCCUAUGCCCGUACCAGCUACGAUGACGACGCUCUUCCCACAACCUCCCCCAGCUGAUGACACGCCCGACGCUUCUACACCGGCGCCCGCGCCCGCGGCGGAGCAGCCCGCGGCCUUUGAGGCUUCGAUCAGCGAUCUCCCACACCCUCAAACACACCCUCUUCCUCAGAAGCCCAUCUUCCAAGAAAAUCGCCCAGGCUCCAUCCCUAUGCAUCAACCCCGGCCACAGAAAGCCGUUUCAGUGGAGAACAUUGAGUCACCUACUCGGCAAAUCAACCCACCUCAACAAUACCAGCAAGCUUUCCACCAGCAGGUACCCCCUCAGGUGGUUAAUAGCCUGUCCCAGGACACACACGUUCGAAAUCCUUCUUACCCGUCUCAGUUCUCUACGGGGACGCCCUUGUCUCAAAUCCCCGAAAGGGCGAUCCAUGCCGCGCCCUUCCAGCCGUCUGGCUUCGCGCAGCCUCAGCCUCAGCCUCAGCCUCAGCCUCAGCCUGGUUACUAUAAUCAGCCGUAUCAGAUGAUGGCGCCCCCUCAAGGUUAUUACUAUCCUCCGCAGUAUGGUAACAAUAUGGCCCCGUCGGCUGCGGCUCCGCCGUUUUACCCUGGCUCGCAGCAACCUCAGCAGAUGAAUUACAACCAGAGUGGACAGGGUGAUCCUUCGGGUGGCCAGGGCAACGGACAAGGCGGCGCCUCAUCCGCAUUGGUCGCCCAGGAGAGUGGGGGUUGUGUCUAUUACUAUGACGCAUCUCAAAUACCAACAUACCCAAAUUAUCCGGCGUACGCAGCACCCGGAUACGGUAUGGGUAUGUCGCCAGCGCCUGACGGCUUCUACUACAACCAGGCGGCUCCAGGAAUGGCACCUUAUCCAGGAUAGGGUCUGGGUAUCGUGUACGGGGAUAUUUUAGAGAAUUCGCCAGGAUAAGGAGCCAGUAUUGAGUGCAUCAUCAGCUGCGCUCCCUGAGACCACGUCCGUGACUGUACUUCACUGCGACUACUCUUCACAUUCGAUGUCGUCGGACGGGCACUUCGGAAGCGGCGGCGGUAGUGGGGUUGCUGCUAGUCAAUGGGAAGGUGGUCGAGAUGAUAAUUCAAUGCCGGAGGGAGGGUGAAGCAUACGAGGCUCUCCGAACGGAGUCGCUGCUAUGAGAGUCACCCUGCUACCAAAAGCGAUAUUAUCACCAGGAAUCUUAUUUUACCUCAACAAUUUUCUUGUCCCUGUUUCCCUACAUGCUUUACUUUACUUGCUUGGCGUCGGCCUCGGAACGUUCGCGAUGUUGUGUUUUCGACGUGCAAAAAAAAGAAAGGUGGAGGUUUCGGGAACGGCGUUUCGGCGUUAGUCUCCUCACUGUUCGAUAUAGCAUCCGGUUUGUCUAUCAAGCGUGGCUGUUUUGGAUCGUGUUGCUUUCUCAUUGUAAGGUGACUGCUAUUGUGGUGGGUUGCAGAGGGGCUUGCUUUAGUAAUGGAUCAAUGGCAACCAUGACACUCCUUUGGGCCUGAGAGGAAAGAAAAUCCCUGUGCUUUUUAAACCUGUCCCUCUCCUGUCUUGCGCACCUGCUUUGGCAGACGGGGAAACAUCUGCUGUUCCUUAAGGGCUAGGAGAGGGAGAAGAAGGUGAUGCCCAGGGGCGCUCUAGGGCAGGCGGUGGCCCGAGGAUGAAGGGGUAGCCGUGAUGUGGUCAUGGGUCUUGAGAAAUAGACAUGGCUAGACAGCUCACAGAUUAUGGACAUUUGCUAUUUGUGGUGGUGGCCUUCGCUCACGGCAGGAUGCUUUUGAAGAAGGGGGGGUGGGGGUUGACGUUGCGGUGGCUUAUAGGUAGUUGUAUGGAAUACUCGCUGUUGAAAAAGGUACGGACCUACAGCUUGAAAGAUGCUACAUUGUCGGCGAUUUCUCAUGCUUCCUAAUGUCCUUGGCAAGGUCUCGUCUUGACGCCUCUUAGUGUCAUCCUCCUCAAUGCUGACCGUAACACGUUUCCACACCGUAGGAGAGCCAGAUGGUAUACAAACAUGCACUCGAUGACAGUGGGGCAAGCUUGAGCUUGACAGAAGCGCCUGGUGUUACAUUCGAAGCUGAAGCGAUGGUGUGCUUUUGCAGUCGGGGGAGCGUUGUAGGGUUGGAUAAGAUGAGACCCGGUGAUUUUGUUGGAGCUGCUGCUUGCCGCUCUCGGUUCCAAAGAAGACAGAUAUAAAGGUGAAGGUCAAUUGCUAGGAAGUGUCAAGUCAUUAAAAAGCCAACAUGGGCACUGUCUAAUAAAACUUUACGUUGUAUACUCCCAUGCGUAGGCAAGGAUACG
Messenger RNA from Diaporthe batatas, 4386 nucleotides. RefSeq lists its product as uncharacterized. The record is from RefSeq and is a predicted model, not a curated record. The coding region runs from base 778 to 2970 and encodes 730 amino acids. The transcript is spliced from 3 exons. Gene Ontology annotation, biological process: mRNA processing. NCBI's taxonomy places the organism in Eukaryota, Fungi, Ascomycota, Sordariomycetes, Diaporthales, Diaporthaceae. Gene Ontology annotation, cellular component: exon-exon junction complex. Gene Ontology annotation, molecular function: mRNA binding.